Nomia melanderi (Alkali bee) is the source of this 7111-nucleotide messenger RNA. RefSeq lists its product as uncharacterized. Gene Ontology annotation, molecular function: zinc ion binding; DNA-binding transcription repressor activity, RNA polymerase II-specific; DNA-binding transcription activator activity, RNA polymerase II-specific. NCBI's taxonomy places the organism in Eukaryota, Metazoa, Arthropoda, Insecta, Hymenoptera, Halictidae. The record is from RefSeq and is a predicted model, not a curated record. Gene Ontology annotation, biological process: regulation of transcription by RNA polymerase II. Gene Ontology annotation, cellular component: nucleus; nucleoplasm.
GUGGCGAGUCGAGAACGGCCGAGCUCCGACGGAACCGGCCGAAGUUUGGUGAGCAAACGACGCGUACAGAAGAACGCGGGGUCUUCUCCGGCUUGGGUUGAAACAGCGUUCGCGUCUACGGGCGCGGCUUUGCGUCUCGAGCUGGCGUUUUACACGGUAAAAUGUCCUCCCUCGAUUAUCUGGACCUGUGUCGGCUGUGUCUCGUGAAGGACCGUGCUUCGGUGCCGAUUUUCGAGGGCGAGGGUGACGAACGGCAGAUUUUUCUCAAGAUCGCCGCCUGUCUACCGGUCAAGGUUGCAAGAGAAGACAAAUUACCUAAGAAAAUAUGCGACGAUUGUGUGUAUAAAGUAGAAUCAUUUUAUCACUUUUGGAAUACUACAGCAAACGCAGAAAAGCGACUGCUACAAUGCCUGGGAGAAGUUGGUGUGGACGGCGGCAAACAGGGUUAUGUUUCCAAUGUAUUCAAUCCGAAUGUGAUGAAACAAGAACAGAGUACAGAGAACAGGUUAGAUGGCAGUGUAAUGCAGCAAGUGGGCGAGCAUCAGAACAAUAUGGGUAUGGGCAUGAUGGACAACAUGGGUCUGGGCAUUCCAAUGAUAAUGUCCAAUACUAAUCAACAACAACAAAUAACCUCAGUUCCUAUGGACACAAGUGGCAGUUCUGUACAAAAUGUUCAAGCAGUGCCUGGUCCAAGUUCACAAACUACGCAUAACCAAAUAUCACAAAAUCAAACCAGCUCGACACAGCAAGAAGACGAGGAAGAGAGUAGUGAGGACGAUGAGAAUUCCGACGACGAGUGCGAUGGGGACGAAGGCCUACCUGUAAAAGAAGAGAGCGAAGAAGAUCCAAACAGUAGAACUAUAGAGCCUACAACCUUUGUAAAUGUAUCCUUGGCGUGUGAUGAAGCUGGCCCUUCAGGAUUGCAACAACAAAAAAUUGCAGAAAUGCCAGAGAUGCCAAUACCACAGCCAGCAGAUGGUGAUCCCAAAACUGGGACGCUAAACGGGGACGGACAUUUUAUAUACGGGAAGGAAUCGAUACCGAUGCAACCGUGGCAAAUCGUCGACGUCGAAGGUUGCCUCUACUAUGCCUUCCUUCCAACGAGUCAGUCCCUGAAGCUCUCAGAGCAGGAAAAGCUCGGGCCAAAGUCAGCAGCAGAGUUACUGAAGCUAGCCAUGGACGACUCCAAAGAACCCUUCAUAAUCCCAGCCGAGGAAGAAGUGUCGCGCGCCACGAGUUAUUUCAACAGAAUAAAGGUGAAAUCCGAAGACGACAACUCAUCCCCGAACGAGGAUCAUCACCACGACGUCUCUUCCUCGAACGAUCAUCAGAACGACGUCUCAUCCUUGACCGAAGACCACCAGAUCGACGCCUCCUCGUUGAACGAAGAUCACCAGAACGACUCAUCGCUGAACGAAGAUCACCAAAACAUCCCUUCGUUGAACGAGGACCACCAGACCGACGACAAAGUCUACGUCUGCGAGGAGUGCAACAUAUGCUUCCCAGUGGCACAAAUGCUGAAGCGUCAUCGGAACGCGGUGCACGAUCAGGCCCAGCGAUACAAGUGCAAGGUAUGCUUCAAGAUCUGUCGCAGCCUGGUCGCCUUCAAGAUGCACGUGGCGCUGGAGCACAAAACCGAGGAGCAGGAGCUGAAAGAUGAGAACAGUCUGACGUACGCGUGCAACUUCUGCAGCUACGAGAGCACCAACAAAUCCACCCUCCACUCGCACAUCAGCAGGAAGCACCCGGUGAAGCACAUAGGCAGGAGGAAGAACAGCUACAGAUACACAGCUGAGCCUGAAGAGUAUUCCUGUGACGUCUGCGAAUUCAAGUGCCAAAACAGGCGCAGGCUGAAGGAGCAUCUCGAAAGGAAGCACGCGUCCGAGUACAAGUACGACUGCGAGUACUGCGGGAAGAAGUUCAAAGUGAAGGGCGAUAUGAGGCUACACGUCAGGUUCAAGCAUAAGGAGGGUCCCAUCGUUUGCGACGUUUGCGGUAAGACCUGCUCCAACAGCAACUCGCUGUACGUUCAUCAGAAGUGGGCGCACUUCAAGCCCAAGUACGAGUGCGAGAUCUGCAAGAGGCGGAUGGUCACGCAGGAGAAUCUCGAUCAGCACAUACUCCUUCAGCACGAAAGGCGCGAGAGCUUCGUAUGCGAGGAGUGCGGUAAAUCGUUCACGGAGAAUCACCGGCUGAAGCAGCACAUGAUGACGCACACCGGGGACAGGCCGUACGAUUGCCACAUCUGCGGCAAAGCGUUCGCGCGUCGCACAGCUUAUAGGCAACACUUGCUCAUCCACACGGGCAAACGUCCGUACAUCUGUGAUAUUUGCGGCAAGACGUUCACGCAGAAGCCUGGACUGAUCUGUCACCGGAAGUCGCAUCCCGGCGUUCCCGAUCCGCGUGGUAUCUUUCUCUACGACAAGGAGUCGGUGGUGAUGAAGAAAUGGCAGAUCCUGGAGUUCGACGGGAAACCGUACUACGCGUUCGUCCCUGAAGGAGACACGCCGUUGCUGGACGAAGAGAUACCGGAGCAGAUCGAGGAGUUGGUGGAGGCGGAAGAGGACAAGCAGAACUUGGUGAAGGUAGAGUGCCUGUACAACGAGGAGGAGCUGCAAUAUCAUUCAUCGGAGGAGAAGCUGUACGAGGACGAGGAGCAUCUGCUGAACGGUAUCGCCGAGCAAAGGGACGAAGAGGACGAAGACGUGAAGCCGAUCAUUCUAAACGGUUCCAUCGAGGGUGAGAACGAUAAGAUCGGUGAUUUGUAUCAGGUCAAGGUUCAGGGUAGCAUGGUGACCAUAGAGAAACUGAUGUCCACCGAGGUGGACGAGAAGAAGGUAGAUUACCAACAGGACACCGAGGAGCAGGACAUCUACACCGAGCAAGAGCAGCUGGAGCAGUUAGAGGAGGUCGAGGACGUCGAGGAAACAGACCAAUUGGACCAAAUAGAACAAGUGGAGUACCUGGAGGAGGAGAUCCUGGAAGCCGCGAACAAUCACGCGACGCCGACGAAGACUCGAAGAAAGAUCUCGAGGAGCACGGGCGGAGCGCUCAAGUGCAAAGUUUGCUCCGAGAUGUUCAGCUCGGCGAUCUCGUUUCGCAAGCACGUGGCCUGGACGCACAAGAAGAAGGUGUGCAUACAGGAGGACGGCGCGUACAUUUGCGCCGUUUGCGACUACAGGACCCUGAAGAAGAGCCUCUUCGCGGCUCACUUGGAGAGGAAGCACGAAACUUGGUCCAGGAAGCGGCCGAACAAUAUGCUGUUCCCCUGCGCGACAUGCGGCUUCGUGUGCAGGUCGAAGCAUUCGUUGCAGUCCCACUUCAUCAGGAAGCACACGGACCGGUACGAGCACCAAUGUAAAUUCUGCUCGAAGAAGUUCAAGGUGAAAGGGGACCUGACGAACCACGUGCGGUUCCAUCACAAAGAGAAGCCGGUGAACUGCGACGUUUGCGGGAAACUCUGCCAGAACAGCGGCUCGCUGUACGUGCACCAGAAGUGGGCGCAUUACAAGCCCAAGUACGAGUGUCACAUAUGCAAACGGCGUAUGGUCACGCAGGAGAAUCUUGAUCAGCACCUGUUGACGCAGCACGAGAAGCGGGAGAAGAUCGUGUGCGCGGAGUGCGGCAAGACGUUCACCAAGAAGGACUCGUUUAAGAGGCACAUGGCGGUGCACACGGGAUGCAAGCCGCAUUCCUGCCUGAUAUGCAACAAGCCUUUCGCGAGGAGGUCCCAGCUGCGUCAGCAUCUGUUGAUCCACACCGGUAAAAGGCCGUUCGUCUGCGACAUAUGCGGGAAAGCCUUCACGCAGAAGCCCGGUCUGAUCUGUCACAGGAAGACGCACCCGGGGCCGCACCCGCCGUUGCCGGUCAUGCCGAUCGCCGAUAUCGUCAAGGAGUUCACCGAAGGAUACGUGCAGGAGAUCAGCGCGCGCGAAAACGAGGAGAGGAUCGAGGAAGAGACGAUCCUGGACCCGCUAAGCGAGGAGUUCAAGACCGACUGCCCGAUCCCCGGCGUGGAAUACGUGGACUGGAUCGACAAAGAGAACUUCGAGGUAGCUUCGUUGGGCCAGGACGCCGGGAACAACGGAGGGAAAAGCGACUCGGAAUUGUGUUACUCGAACAGUCCGAAUCGCCGCGCGAAGAAACGAGUAGCGGCGGCCUGGCUGGAGUGCGACCACUGUCGCCGGAAAUUCUUGAAGAAGAGCAACCUCGCGGAACACCUGAAGAAGCACCGGCACAAGUGCGCGGACUGCCCGAAGACGUUCAGGUUGCGACGCUACUUGGCCGCCCACGUCGAGAAGAUCCACCGCAGGCAGGUGUACGACUGCAGCGUGUGCGAGUACAAGAGCAACAACAAGGGGACCUUGAAGAAUCACUACAUCAGGCUGCACACGAGCAACUACAACUUCGCCUGCGACGUCUGCGGCAAGCAGUUCAAGAUCAAGAAGGCCUUGAACCACCACGUCAAGCAGAACCACAGCGACGCGCCGCCGAUAGUCUGCGACGUAUGCGGCCAUUUCAGCAAAAACCUCCACGCCCUGAAGGCGCACAUGAAGUACAGGCACUACAAGCCGGAGUUCAUCUGUCGGAUCUGCCGGAGGGGCAUGACCACCCAGGAGAAUCUGGAGCAGCAUCUGACUUGGCACGAGACCAGGGAGAAGGUGCUCUGCCCGACCUGCGGCAAGAGGUUUCGAGGCCGCGACCUUGACUCCCACAUGAGGGUGCACACCGGAGUGAAGCCCUUUCCCUGUCCGGUCUGCGGGAAAUCCUUCAGGAGGCAGACCGCUCAGGAGCAGCACGUUUUGAUUCACACUGGAAAGAGACCGUACGUUUGCGACAUUUGCGGGCAGGCUUUCGCGCAGAAGCCGGGGCUGAUUUGUCAUAGAAAGAGACAUCCUGGACCACUGCCGCCUCUGCCUGUCGUGUCCAUUAAGAACAUCGUGACGGAGUUCACUAAGGAAUAUACUAUGAAGAACACGAUGAUCAAGAUCGAUUACCAGGCCGUGAACCCCUUGGCCGACGCGAGGAUCAUGGAGCGCCGUCGCGACGUCAGAACUGAUUCCGACACGGCCAGGCCCAAGAAGAUCAGGCCAAAGACUCCAAAGGCUAAACCUAUGUUCCUGGAGUGCGACCAUUGCGGCAAGCAAUUCGACCGGAAGACGCCGUUGAUACUGCACAUAAAAGAGCACGUGAACCAGUGCAGGUUCUGCGACCAGGGCUUCCAAAAGGCGAAGGACCUGAGGGUGCACGUUCUCGAGCAACACGGGCCGCUGGUCUACCCGUGCCACAUGUGCGAGUUCAAGAGCACGAACAAGUGGAUACUGAAGGACCACAUCAUCCGCAGGCACACCACCAGCUACCCUUACACCUGUACAGUUUGCCAGAAGAAGUUCAAGCUGAAGAACGACCUGAAGCAGCACACCAACCAAAUGCACAGCGACGCGCCGGCAGUGAUAUGCUCGGUUUGCGGUCACUCUUACAAAAGCGUGCCCGCGCUUAGGCGUCACAUGAGGUACAGCCACAACAAACAUCCGUUCGAGUGCAGUAUAUGCAAACGCUGCCUGUCCACUCAAGAGAGUCUGGAGCAGCACCUGUUGUGGCACAAGGAAAGGGAGAGGGUGGUUUGCCCGACUUGCGGGAAGAUACUUAGAGGACGCACCAUCGAGGGACACAUGCGGGUGCACACCGGUCUGAAGCCUUUCGCGUGCCCCAUUUGCGGAAGGUCUUUCACGAGGCAGACCGCCAUGGAGCAGCAUGUUCUCAUUCACACCGGGAAGAGGCCGUACAUCUGCGAUGUUUGCGGACAAGCUUUCGCGCAGAAGCCGGGGCUGAUCUGCCACAGGAAGAGACACCCUGGACCGCUACCACCUUUGCCCGUUGUGUCCGUCAAGAACAUCGUGAUGGAGUUCACCAGGGACUAUAACAUGAAGAACACGAACAUUGAUAUCGAGUAAAUUGUGUGGUGGGAUCGGUAGAUCUGCGAGAGUUCAGGUCGGGAGAAUUUGAUUUUUCGAAAGCUAAAGGGAUUGAAUUGUGAUUAAUAAAGGACAGUUUGUUCUUGAGACGUUCGCCACCAGCGUCACAGAUUCGUGACGGCAGCAGUGUUGUAUUUUAUGUAAAGACGAUUCAAUUAUUUCUAUAAAUAUUGUUAUUUAAAGUUAGCUACGGCAUUAUAUUUGGGAACUCAGUGACUCGUUUCAGUUUCGUUUCUUCAAGGUUUUGUUUAGAUUUGUUGAGUCGAAUAGAAUAUUACAACUGCGAAGGUCGUCGCCGAAAUGAACGCUGGUAGUGAACGUGUUAAUGCAAUUUUUUACUCACGACGUAGUAUUUUUUUUAUUGACUUAGCGAUGUGUUAAUGAGAAUAACUUCGCCUUUUUACUUUAUGAAAAUUUAAUUCUGGUUUUAAUGUGAACGAUUCUUAAUGCUUUCGGAAUUUGUAAUUUUUAUGAAUGGUGCACGUUUUAACGUAAUGGGUCGUUGUGCAGAUCAGGGAACGUACAUUGUAAAAUACUAACCGAGAAAUUCAUUAUUGUAAUUUUGAUACUUCAGUGCAAUUCUUAUUCCCAGUGCGUAGAGAUUAUUAAGUUUAAUUAAUGUCUUCGAAGGUUGUGUAAUUAAUAUGUUAUAUUAAUAGUAUAAAUGUACAUGAAAGAAUUUUACUCUCUUGGAAGACCUAUCAACUUUGGAAAUCGAAGGACAGGGUGCUUGUGGGGAUGAUUUUUUAAACUGUGAAAUCGGUGAAUUUUUGAGUACACGUAUUUAUUCGUCACACAUUGGUAAAUGUAUUUAAAAGAUACUAGCGAAAAAUAUACCUGUUUCCUGAAGUACAAAAGGGAAGAGUACGAGUUUUAGUGAAGUAAUUUACUCCUUAAUUAUUCUUAUCAGAUUCUAUUUUUUAUUGGCACAUGCUAUGCUAUUUAAUUUUGUACUUAGCCUCUCAAAUACGGAAACCUAUAAACAGUAACGCUAAUAAAAAUUUCGCCUGAGAAGUUUAAUACGCACAAUACAUUCUGUCACCUUUAAUCACUACCCCAUUUUUCCUGAUGAUUAUAUAUUUUCAUGCUAUCUUAAAUAUACCACACCUCAAUAUUCCCAAUGUUCCGAUCGCAAU